Marchantia polymorpha subsp. ruderalis is the source of this 2090-nucleotide messenger RNA. NCBI's taxonomy places the organism in Eukaryota, Viridiplantae, Streptophyta, Marchantiopsida, Marchantiales, Marchantiaceae. The record is from the annotation of a GenBank genome assembly.
GCUAUAGCUGGUGGAAGGGGGGAGGGAGGACAGCUGCUCGCCAGGGCCCAGGGUCGUGACGACACGGGAGCGAGGAAUCGAGAGUAGAAUCGGGAACGAGGAAGAGACACAGAGAGGGAGAGAUCGACAGGAAGCUUCCGUGACGUAUGGCCGUCGAUGGUGCUGGUGCUGGGGCUGGGGGUCGUUGAAUGAACAUUGGAGGAGCAUGGCUUGCGACCCGGUGGUGGGGGUACAGAUUGAGAGUGGGAUUCAGUGAGAUUGUGGCAGGUAGGAGUGGCGGGAUGCGGUGGUGUUGAGAGGGGCAGCGAGCGUGCAUGAAUUAGACGACGAAGUAGGAUGAUGUUACAGCAGCAGCAGCAAAGGAGAGACGGGGGAGGAAGACUAGCGACAGGAGAAAGCAGCUGAGCCUGUCCGUUUUGGAAUUAUGCAAUGCUGACCCGUUGGGCACCCUCCGCAAGAUCUGGGUGGGGCGUUAAGCUCUGCUGGGCGGGAGUCCAUGUAUUUUGUGUUGGACUUCUUCUCUUGUUGGAAUCCGAUCUGCGUCGCCAAACCUUUAAAUUUUCCUGGUAUGCAGGGAUAUACUAUGUGGUGUUUAUACUUACUGUUGUGCAAUAUUACUACACGGCCGGUUCCUCUCCAGGGUAUGUAAUAGAUGUCAUGCAAGGGAAUGCAGAUUUUGAAGCAAAUACAAAAUCAGCUUUAGAUGGGAGCAACGGCAAUAAUCCAUGGCUACGGCGUUCUGCAUCUUCAAGCUACCAAAAUUCAAAUGGAAAUAUCAAUGGUGGUAGCAGCACUAGUGAUAAUAUACCCACUAUCUCAGAGACCACCCCGUUGUUACCUAGCUCUAGUGAGGUGGUACCUACACUCGCGCCCCCGGUACCGGUUUCGACCCCUAACAUAUGCACCGGGACUUUGUUCAGUCAACCAAGUUUUCCUACCGACAGCAGCUCUCGAUGCCCCUAUUGUCGAGUAUUCCAGCCCCUUCGAACGAAACACUGUUAUGACUGUGACAAGUGCGUGUUGCGGUUUGACCAUCAUUGCAUCUGGCUAGGCACGUGUGUGGGUCAAUACAACCACAGGAGAUUCUGGUGGUAUCUUUUCUUUGAGACAGUACUCACAUUCUGGACUACUAUUUUAUACGGCUCUGCCUUCAGCAAAAAUGGUGGGAGUAAUUGGUUGUUACACGACUCUGUGGUGCUGGCGAAUCUUUUGGGUCUUAUUGCCUGCCUUCUAUUUCUUGUUACUUUACUCAUUUUUCAUACUUAUUUGGCAGUGACCGACCAGACCACGUAUGAGAAGACUAGACGGCGUCGCAUCAACUAUCUAAAGACUCUUCCUCCGAACUAUAAUCCCUUCAACAAGGGUUGUUUUAAGAAUACCUACUCCUUUUGUUGCACCCAAGAUAGUACUUAUCCUAUAUAUACGAUUCCUAGUGCAGAUGAUAUCGAAGCUGCUAGAAGUAGGAGGUCGUCAUGCUUCGGAACGUCAUCGACUCUUAGUUAGAUAUCGAACAAUAUUAUUCGUUGUUGUGUAAGGAUUUUGCGGGGUGGGAUUCAACAGCUACAUAUAGAUGCGGGAUUGAGAUGAUUUGAUGUUGGUCCAUGGCCGGUGAAAUGAUUCAGUUAAAAGCUGGUCCAGUGUACAUACUGGCUCUUAACUGCAAUCUGCCAAUGAACAUAGAGAAACGGGAUGGUGUAGAGAUGUACACUUAAAUACAGAGAGUAAUAUGGCCGAGAUGCCCUUGGGUGAAGAUGCUCUUAGCAUGCAGGUUUACAAUCCCGUCCACUCAUUACUCGGUAGGAGGAUAAACUGAAGGUCUUUCAAACAAUAAUACCGUGGGAGCAGUUUUUUAGGUGGUAGUUAUAAGUUACUGUCGGUUUGUGUGGGCGGAGGGGGAGCAUCGGGAGGUGAAUGAAGAUUAUGUGUCAAAUACAUUUCAAGGAGGCCCUUUACUCUUUGAGAUGAACUUGCUCAAUACACAUGUGGAUGGUCACAUUUAGUGCGCAGUCAUGUUCUCAAUCGGUUGAACGAUAUUUUUAGAAAAUUUCAAUUUCAAUUUCAAUUGUUUUGGUUGGAUCUGGCCUCUAGUU